CUUCUUAUAUUUCUAAGACGUCGUUCUUAGCUGCUACAAUCAAGGAAAUAAUAUUUUAAAAUCGUACCGCGAAAAAAGGACAUUUGGAUUGUGAAAAUCUUCUUGGAACGCAUGUUAAGGUGGUGUUUGGCUCCGUGGAAUUGACUUAUUGCCUCUAGAUUGAGCCCAUGAUGAUUUCUUAACAAGAACCAUAUCAUGAGUUAGGGUUGAAACUUCGAGGAAGGAUAUACCAAACGUAUUCAAUCAAACGAAAUUGAAAAAUAAGCGUCACAUCUCGCUGCUGUUAUAACUUUCUCCUCAAAAUAUUUUAUGAUGGGGAAAAUUCUAAAAGGCGGACACUGGAAAGUAAACAAGGCACAAUUGAAAACAUGGCUACCCACUGCAUAUUAUUACUUUUUCUAUGGCGCACUGGGAUCUCUUUUCCCGUUUCUGAACUUGUACUACCGAGCUGUUGGAAUGGACCCAUGGCAAAUCGGAAUCCUCGGAGGAAUUCGGCCCCUCAUCGCCUUACUCUGUGCUCCAAUAUGGAGCUUUGUGUCCAAUAAGUAUAAGAUAAGAAAAAUUAUACUUGUUUUCUCGCUGGUGAGCUGGAUUGCUUUCACUGUUCCACUCUUGCUUGUGCCACAUUCGUUUGCAAGUGAUCAGUGUCCCAAUCAAGGAAAUAACACCAGUUCGGAGCUUAGCCUUACAGAUGAAGAUUCCUUGACAGAUCUUGAAAAGAGAGAGCUAAAGAAUAUUUCGCUUGUAAACUAUCGACUAGUUUCGUUUGAGGAACCUAACGAUCUGCCAGAACACGAACAAAACGGUCGCAAUUUCCAAGGACAAAGGUUACAUGGAAGGGCAUCCAAAAGAGACGUUGGACAUACUUACGUGAAAAGUAGAUCCUCAUCAAGCCAUUUACGAUUUGCUGCUUUAAAAAGGUCAUUUGUCAAUAGUUUUAGUUUACCGGGAAUGAAAUUGGAAGUUGUGACGAGCAACAACGCAGCAAAAAGUCAACGAAAACCAUUUGAUUUUAAAUCACGAGGUGCGCCAUACUACAACAAGAGAAAGAACCCUUAUUCUGAUACAAUAUUCACCGAGUUGCUGUUUAUUGUAUUCGCCAGUGAAAUCUUUCAGUCGCCAACAGAUGAUCUCAACACUCAUUUUGACGGAACUUUCUUGGAACACUUGGGGGUCCUAUAUCAAAAUGUUAUUAACAACAAUAUCUACAGUUCUAUUGGUAUUGGACUCAUAGCUUUUGCUACAGGUUUAACGCUCCGUUUCGCACCUAAAAUAACAAUCUGUGACGUCGAAUACGCCAAUUACCAUAUCGCCUUCAUAAUCUUCUCACUGCUCAUGGCCGUAGCCCUAGUGAUCUCAAUCAAAUUUGAUUUCACAUACAGAAGGCGCCGUCGCAGCUUCGAAAUAAAAGAAUCACUGGGGCAAUUGAUACCAGUGGGCAACGUCAUGUUUUUAUUCAUAGUACUUAUCAUGGGUAUUCUCCGGGGGGUCCUGUUCAACUUUGUUUACUGGAAUAUCGUGGAUAUAGGUGGCUCAGAUCUCGUGGUAGGUUUGACGGUGGUCAGUCAGUAUCUCUCCGACACCAUUAUGUCCCUGUCAGCUCCGAUACUGAUGAUGUACAUGGGGUAUAUCGGAAUGGUUUACCUCGGCCUUGCCUCGUAUGCCCUACGAUUUCUGAUCUACUCGUGGCUGAGCACCCCAUAUUCCGCGUGGGUUACCCCACCGGUUGAGCUUCUGCAAGGAAUCUCCCAUUCCACUGCCUGGUCAGCAUUUCUCUUGUACAUCACCAACUACACUCCGAGAUCUACCUUUCCCACAGGGUUAUUUCUACUCCAGGGUUUGUAUCUAGGGGUAGGAGGAAGCCUCGGAGGGAUAAUUGGUGGGAUCUUAAUCCAGGGUUAUGACACCAAUGUAACCUUCCGUCUGUUUGGUCUUGUCAGUGUAUUGACGUGCCUGUUGUUCGUGAUGAUUCAGCCGUCAUCAGAGUACGAGACUCUUCCAUCUGAAGCAGACACCAUACCCUUCCUCACAGAUGAGGAUGAUUAUUCCAGCUACAGUGAAGAUGAAAUUUUCGAUUUCAGCCAACGUGGAAUUGUUUACAUCCCAUCAAAAAACACUACUGGGGGAUCGCUGCAAGUAAAGAAAAUGGUUUUGCCGUCAUACAGUUCUCCUUUAGUGCCAAUUUGUAUGUCACUAGCCAAGAAAGAGGUGAAAUAAUGAGAGGUGAAAUAAUGAGAGAUGAAGCGGAGUUUCUGAGACCUGAACUUGACCAGUUGUCACUGAUUAUUCUAUUAAACAACUUCCUUUUAUUUUCAAUAUCAGUUGUAAGGGAAAUGGUGCAAGUUGCUCAUUGCCUUUGAACCAAGGUGAUGUAACUAAGGUCAAUAAAAGUAUCAAAUAAGCGAUCAGAAUAUUAAAGGUAAACUUCAAGGGGGACACUCUUCGUGGCUAAUAUAAUAAUAAAAGUCUUUAUUAUCCGGAAGAAACGUACGUGUGAAUUGUUUCUCUUACCUUAAUGUUAGUCCUGUGACUUGCUACUCUUACUCUUCUUCACGGUUUAAAAUUAUUGAUUGAUGAAAUCUUGACACAUUGCAUUCUGCUAAAAAUUGUCGGCCGGCCGGUGCCAAUAAUCGAAGUUGAGACUCUUGCCUGGUCCGUCUCGGAAUUCCUGGUCUGUCUCGGAAUUCCUCCCAGAUGGCUAUCAAGCCAGUUGGGAGCUGGUCACAUUGUGAGUUCGUAAUAUACCCGUAGAUGGUGACAUCAUCACUUGUAUUCUUCACCAUCUACGGGUACAUUACGAACUCACAAUGUGACCAGCUCCAGUUGGCUUGAUAGCUCAGUUGGAAGAGCACUGCACCGUGUCGCAGAGGGCAUGGGUUCGAAUCCCGUUCAAGCCUGGAAUUUUUUCAGGCCUUAAUUUCACAACUGAAACAAAUUGUGUGUACAACUGUGGCGAUCUUUCAUGUCUUCAUAUCUUUCUCUGCAGUUCAAACAUGUGAUCUUUCAUAUAUUCACUUGUAUUGUAUCUGUAUAUGGACCAAAAGGCUAAAUAUAGCUUUGCAUCAGGACAUCCUUGUUAGGUAUACGUAUACCCAGAUUGUCAAGAAUAUCUUACAAGGAAUUUCCGUUCUAUUUGAG
Molecule: messenger RNA, 3138 nt
Organism: Orbicella faveolata
Lineage: Eukaryota; Metazoa; Cnidaria; Anthozoa; Scleractinia; Merulinidae
Product: major facilitator superfamily domain-containing protein 6-like
Cellular component (GO): membrane
Source: RefSeq, a predicted model, not a curated record